Molecule: messenger RNA, 5324 nt
Organism: Dipodomys spectabilis (banner-tailed kangaroo rat)
Lineage: Eukaryota; Metazoa; Chordata; Mammalia; Rodentia; Heteromyidae
Gene: Nisch
Product: nischarin
Exons: 21
Coding region: 92-4717 (1541 amino acids)
Cellular component (GO): cytoplasm
Molecular function (GO): integrin binding; phosphatidylinositol binding; protein kinase binding
Source: RefSeq, a predicted model, not a curated record
GCGGCGGGGGCAGGGGGCUGGGGGGACGCUAGCCCCGCCCCCUGCUGCUGCCAGUCCUGCGCCGGGCGGCGGCAGCGACGGAGCCGGGAACAUGGCGGCCGCGGCACGCAGCUUCGGGCCCGAGCGGGAGGCCGAGCCGGCUAAAGAGGCUCGCGUAGUGGGCUCCGAGCUCGUGGACACGUACACGGUUUAUAUCAUCCAAGUCACAGAUGGCAACCAUGAAUGGACAGUCAAACACCGCUACAGUGACUUCCAUGACUUGCAUGAAAAGCUUGUUGCAGAGAGAAAAAUUGAUAAAAAUCUACUUCCACCCAAAAAAAUUAUUGGCAAAAACUCAAGAAGCUUGGUGGAGAAGAGGGAGAAGGAUCUGGAAGUGUACCUCCAAACACUUCUGGCUGCCUUCCCUGGCGUGGCCCCCAGAGUGCUGGCCCAGUUCCUGCAUUUUCAGUUCUAUGAAAUAAAUGGUAUCACUGCAGCACUGGCUGAAGAACUCUUUGAAAAAGGAGAACAGCUCUUGGGGGCUGGUGAGGUCUUUGCCAUCAGACCCCUUCAACUGUAUGCAGUCACCCAGCAGCUGCUACAAGGAAAGCCCACAUGUGCCAGUGGGGAUGCCAAGACUGACCUUGGGCAUAUUCUGGACUUCACCUGUCGCCUUAAGUACCUUAAGGUUUCUGGCACAGAAGGACCUUUUGGGACUAGCAACAUUCAGGAGCAGCUCCUGCCGUUUGAUCUGUCAAUAUUCAAGUCUCUUCACCAGGUAGAGAUAAGUCACUGUGAUGCCAAGCACAUCCAAGGGCUGGUUACUUCGAAGCCUACCUUAGCCACGAUGAGUGUCCGCUUCUCAGCAACCUCCAUGAAGGAAGUCCUUGUUCCUGAAGCCUCAGAAUUUGAUGAGUGGGAGCCCGAAGGCACAGCCCUGGAAGGCCCUGUGACUGCUGUCAUCCCCACUUGGCAAGCAUUGACUGCUCUUGACCUGAGCCACAAUAACAUCUCCGAGAUCGACGAGUCUGUGAAACUGAUCCCAAAGAUUGAGUUCUUGGACCUGAGUCACAAUGGUGUGCUGAUUGUGGAUAACCUACAGCACCUGUACAACCUCGUGCACCUGGACCUGUCCUACAACAAGCUCUCCUCCUUGGAAGGCGUCCACACCAAACUGGGUAACAUCAAGACCUUGAACCUGGCGGGCAACCUCCUAAAGAGCCUGAGUGGCCUGCAUAAGCUCUACUCCCUCCUUAACUUGGACCUCAGUGACAACAGAAUUGAACAGAUGGAGGAAGUCAGGAGCAUUGGAAGCCUCCCGUGUCUGGAGCACGUAGCCCUGCUGAACAACCCUCUCAGCAUCAUCCCUGACUACCGGACCAAGGUGCUCGCUCAGUUCGGAGAGCGGGCCUCUGAGGUAUGUCUGGAUAACACAGCAACUACAGAGAAAGAGCUGGACACUGUGGAAGUGCUCAAAGCAAUUCAGAAAGCCAAAGACGUCAAGUCCAAACUGAGCAACCCAGAGAAGAAGGUUGGCGAGGAUUCUCGGCUCCCAGCUGCCCCCUGCACCAGACCCAGUGGCUCCCCUCCCACCACGGCUCCCACCUCUGCCUCCCUGCCCCAGCCUAUCCUCUCCAACCAAGGAAUCAUGUUUGUGCAGGAGGAGGCCUUGGCCAGCAGCCUCUCAUCUACAGACAGUCUGACUCCUGAGGAACGGCCCAUUGCCCAGGGCUGCUCUGACUCCUUGGAGUCCAUCCCUACAGGACAGGCAGCUUCUGAUGACUUAAGGGAUAUGCCAGGAGCUGUUGGUGGUGCAAGCCCAGAGCAUGUGGAGCCGGAAGUACAGGUGGUGCCUGGGUCUGGCCAGAUCAUCUUCCUGCCCUUCACCUGCAUUGGCUACACAGCUACCAACCAGGACUUCAUCCAGCGCCUGAGCACACUGAUCCGCCAGGCCAUUGAGCGGCAACUGCCUGCCUGGAUUGAGGCUGCCAACCAGCGGGAAGAGGGCCAGGGGGAGGAGGAGGAAGAGGAGGAGGAUGAGGAGGAGGAUGAAGAUGUUGCUGAGAACCGCUACUUUGAGAUGGGACCCCCAGACACAGAGGAAGAGGAGGGUGGUAUCCAGGGGGAGGAAGAGGAAGAGGAGGAGGAAGAGGAGGAUGAGGAGGCUGAGGAGGAGCGCCUGGCACUGGAGUGGGCUCUGGGCGCAGAUGAGGAUUUCCUGCUGGAGCAUAUCCGCAUCCUCAAGGUGCUGUGGUGCUUCCUGAUCCACGUGCAGGGCAGCAUCCGCCAGUUCGCUGCCUGCCUUGUGCUUACAGACUUUGGCAUCGCUGUCUUUGAGAUUCCUCACCAGGAGUCAAGAGGCAGCAGCCAGCACAUCCUGUCCUCCCUGCGUUUCGUCUUCUGCUUCCCACAUGGCGACCUCACGGAAUUUGGCUUCCUCAUGCCGGAACUGUGUCUGGUGCUCAAGGUGCGGCACAGUGAGAACACACUCUUCAUCAUCUCUGAUGCUGCCAACCUGCACGAGUUCCACGCCGAUCUGCGCUCCUGCUUCGCCCCGCAGCACAUGGCCAUGCUGUGCAGCCCUAUCCUCUAUGGCAGCCACACAAGUCUGCAGGAGUUCCUGCGCCAGCUGCUUACCUUCUACAAGGUGGCCGGUGGCUGCCAAGAGCGCAGCCAAGGCUGCUUUCCCGUCUACCUGGUCUACAGUGACAAGCGCAUGGUCCAGACAGCUGCGGGGGACUACUCGGGCAACAUUGAGUGGGCCAGCUGCACACUCUGCUCCGCAGUGCGGCGCUCGUGCUGCGCACCCUCUGAGGCCGUCAAGUCUGCCGCCAUUCCCUACUGGCUGCUCCUCACACCCCAGCACCUCAACGUCAUCAAGGCCGACUUCAAUCCCAUGCCCAACCGUGGCACCCACAACUGCCGCAACCGCAAUAGCUUUAAGCUUAGCCGUGUGCCCCUCUCUACCGUGCUGCUGGACCCCACACGCAGCUGCACCCAGCCUCGAGGUGCCUUCGCUGACGGCCAUGUGCUCGAGCUGCUUGUCGGCUACCGCUUUGUCACUGCCAUCUUCGUGCUGCCCCAUGAGAAGUUCCACUUCCUGCGCAUCUACAACCAGCUGCGGGCCUCACUGCAGGACCUGAAGACUGUGGUCAUUGCCAAGACCCCUGCAGCUGGAGCCAGGCCCCAGAACCCCCUCGUGGAUGGCCAGCCAGCUGAGGGCAGGGCCAGAUACAGCAAUGACCAGGGUCCCCCGGAGGUUGCAGCCGAGGCUCUGGCUCCAGCUCCAGCUCCCGCUCCUGCUCCAGUGGCAGUCCAGAUACCCAGCUCAGCUGCCACAGCUCCAAGCCCAUCAAAGACAUCAGCUGUAGCAGAGACCCUGGCUCCAGCUCCAGCCCCAGCUCCACCUACAGUGGAAGCCCCAGCUCCAGCCUCAGCAGAGGCCCCAGCUCCAGCUUUGGUCACAGAAGAGGCCUCAGUAGAGACCCCCAUGGAGUCCCCAGCAGAGGCCCCAGUGCAAGCUGAGGCCCCUGCCCAAUACCCAAGUGAGCACCUGAUCCAGUCCACCUCAGAGGAGAAUCAGAUCCCCUCACACUUGCCAGUCUGCCCGUCACUGCAGCAUAUCGCCGGCCUACAGGGAAGCGCUGUCAUCGAGCUCUUCCACAGCAGCAUUGCCGAGGUUGAAAAUGAGGAACUGAGGCACCUCCUGUGGUCAUCAGUGGUGUUCUAUCAGACCCCGGGACUGGAGGUGACUGCCUGCGUGCUGCUCUCCACCAAGGCCGUGUACUUUGUGCUGCAUGACGGCCUCCGCCGCUACUUCUCUGAGCCACUUCAGGAUUUCUGGCAUCAGAAAAAUACUGACUACAACAACAGCCCUUUCCACAUCUCCCAGUGCUUUGUACUCAAACUCAGUGACCUGCAGUCAGUCAACGUUGGCCUUUUUGACCAGCACUUCCGACUUACAGGCCCCUCCCCGACGCAGGUGGUCACAUGCUUGACACGGGACAGCUACCUGACACACUGCUUCCUCCAGCACCUCAUGCUUGUGCUCUCCUCUCUGGAGCGCACACCCUCACCUGAGCCUGUUGACAAAGACUUCUACUCAGAGUUUGGGAACAAGAGCACAGGGAAGAUGGAGAACUAUGAGCUGAUCCAUUCAAGCCGUGUCAAGUUCACCUACCCCAGUGAGGAGGAGGUUGGGGACCUGACAUACAUUGUGGCACAGAAGAUGGCUGACCCAGAAAAUGCCCCAACCCUCAGCAUCCUCUUGUAUGUGCAGGCCUUCCAGGUAGGCCCACCACCACCUGGGCGCUGCAGGAGCCCGCUGCGCCCCAAGACACUCCUGCUCACCAGUGCCGAGAUUUUUCUUUUAGAUGAGGACUAUGUCCAUUACCCACUGCCUGAGUUUGCCAAAGAGCCACCGCAGAGAGACAGGUACCGGCUGGAUGAUGGCCGCCGUGUCCGGGACCUGGACCGUGUGCUCAUGGGCUAUCAGCCCUACCCACAGGCCCUCACGCUUGUCUUUGAUGAUGUGCAGGGCCAUGAUCUCAUGGGCAAUGUCACCCUGGACCACUUUGGGGAGGUGGCAGGUGGCCUUGCGAGGGGCAGCCAGGGCCGUGAGGUCCAGUGGCAGGUGUUUGUCCCUAGUGCUGAGAGCCGAGAAAAGCUCAUCUCACUCUUGGCUCGCCAGUGGGAGACCCUGUGUGGCCGAGAGCUGCCUGUUGAGCUUACUGGCUAGUUCAAGCCGCCUGCCUGCUGCCUGCCUUGUCUGGCCUGGUGCCUGUUUAGAACCAGGAAGCAGGCUUUCUUUGUUCUCUUGAAAAUGUUUUCUUCCCUGCCCUUGGUACCUUAAUUUGAUUGUCCCUGCAGAGAAUGUGAACAUGUGUAUUCAGUUAACUCUUUCUAUUGCUGGAUGGUGAGAACACGAUCCCCCUUCGGGGCAUCCAUGUCAGCCUCACGGGGUGUGUUGCCGGCCCCUGGAGUGGCAAGGCCAGGCACACCGGCAUCCUGUAUGUUGUGGUGCUGUUAACAUGGACACAGUGGACCUGACCAUCUCUACACUACACGUCCUUCUUGAAGUGUCAAGUCCUGUCCUGUGUUGCUGUUGCUGUCAUUGUGGGCAUUUUGCUAAUUAUGAAGCUCCUGCCCCUUGCGUCUUUCCAAAGUGGAGGUCUUUCAUGGUCCAGAAAAAUGGGGAACUCCCUGUAGGGAGUCUACCCAAGCCUUGGAGCUACAAGGGGUGGGGGCAAGGGACCUAGAGCUGUCAGCACCUAGAUCUGUCAACACCAAGUCUGUUUCCUGUUGCAUAUUUUCUCUAUUCCAAUAAAGCAGUUUGACACAGUCUG